Messenger RNA from Aspergillus alliaceus, 1050 nucleotides. Its product is annotated as D-mandelate dehydrogenase-like dehydrogenase. Gene Ontology annotation, molecular function: hydroxypyruvate reductase [NAD(P)H] activity; NAD binding; glyoxylate reductase (NADPH) activity. The coding region runs from base 1 to 1050 and encodes 349 amino acids. The transcript has 2 exons. The record is from RefSeq and is a predicted model, not a curated record. Gene Ontology annotation, cellular component: cytosol. Lineage: Eukaryota; Fungi; Ascomycota; Eurotiomycetes; Eurotiales; Aspergillaceae.
AUGCCCCCCAAACUCCGCGUCCUCCACAUCGGCGACAACAUCAAAUACAACCACGAUGUCUACGCACGCUUCGCCUCGGAAUUCGAAAUCAUCCAGCCCUCCGCUGAAGAGCGCGAAAGGGAAGAGUUCAUGCGCGCCCUGAAAGAGCGCCGCUGGGGUGACUUCCACGCCAUCUUCCGCCCGUUCUGGAACACAGGCGGCGAAAUGGGCCGGUGGGAUCGAGAACUGAUCCCGCUACUGCCCAAGUCCGUGAAGAUCAUGGCGUCCGCUGGCGCUGGGUAUGAUUGGGCAGAUGUAGAUGUUUUUGCAGAAUAUGGAAUCCUCUACUGCAACGGCGCGGCCGCAUCCUCCGAAUCCGUUGCCGACAUGACCCUUUUCCUCAUUCUCGCCGUCUUCCGCAACCUCUCCUGGUCCCAUGCCGCCGCCAUCUCUACAAACCCUACAACCUUCACCGACGCCCACAAAAACUCGCCCCUAACAGCCCGCAAUCCCCGAAACCACACCCUAGGCAUAAUCGGCCUAGGCCAAAUCGGCUACACAAUCGCCCAAAAAGCCCACGCUGCGUUCGGCAUGAAAAUCGCCUACCACGACCUCAUCCGCAAGUCUCCCGACCUCGAAUCCCAGGUUGGGGCCACCUAUUACGAUACCCUAGAAGGGCUAUUGGGGAACGCAGACUGUGUGGUCAUUGCCACGCCCUUCGCGGGUAAGACAUUAAUGACGCUGGAGCGGUUUAGGCAGUUUAAGAAGGGGGCGAGGUUUAUUAAUAUUGCGCGGGGGUCAUUGGUGGAUGAGGAGGCGCUCGUGCAGGUGCUUGAUGAGGGGCAUCUUUCUGGGGCUGGGUUGGAUGUGCAUGCGAAUGAGCCGAAUGUGCAUCCGAGGGUGGUGAGGCAUUCGAGGGUUAUGGCUAUGGCGCAUAAUGCCGGAGGGACGGUGGAUACACAUAUUGGGUUUGAGAGGUUGGCGAUGGAGAAUAUUGAGGGGUUUUUGUUGAGGGGGAAGGCUUUGACGCCGGUCAAUGCACAUUUGAUUAAAAGCAAGAGUUCUUUGUAA